Styela clava is the source of this 3410-nucleotide messenger RNA. Its product is annotated as poly [ADP-ribose] polymerase 2-like. Gene Ontology annotation, cellular component: nucleolus. Gene Ontology annotation, molecular function: NAD+ poly-ADP-ribosyltransferase activity. Lineage: Eukaryota; Metazoa; Chordata; Ascidiacea; Stolidobranchia; Styelidae. The record is from RefSeq and is a predicted model, not a curated record. Gene Ontology annotation, biological process: protein poly-ADP-ribosylation; double-strand break repair.
GUAAGAGCCGGUACAUAUACAGACAUAGGAGUAACUUUCCUACCUAUUGAAUUAUCCAAAUAGCACCUAUUUGUCCGCAGAAGGUAGGAAUACUGGGAAUAGGAGGAGGAUUUACAUAGUCUAUCUAUCCCGGUCCAUUUAUGAUUUACAUGUUCAUUGUUGGUGAAGUUUUAGCUCAAUUGCCUUAAGAUCCCUUCAUUUAGAAUCCGAAGUUUAUUUUUUUUUAGCAUGCCAGCAUGCUGAAAAAAGCAACUGCAGGGUGUAAAAGAAUGACAAUUUAGGGAUAAGGCAUUCAAACGGUCAAGAGUGAGGUCAGUUUUUCAUUAUCACAAGGUACUGAGAUAAUGCUGCACUACAAACCUGAGAUGCUUUUUAGUUGCCAUUAUCCAGUACCACCAGUAGACUAUGUGUUGUAAAUCAUACUGUUAGGGUUUUGCCUUUGCAAAAAUUUAAUAUAAUAUGAUACUGUAUUAGUUUAUUUAAAAUUAAAUUUAAACCUGUAAACAGUAAUCCUGCAAUAAAAUAGCCUAAUUCUCUUAUGACUAUUUUCUAUGAGAUGUUAAACCCCUAUCUGUCUUUUAUACUCUGUAAUUUUAUGUCUUCUUUAUACCAUAGAUGGCUUUGAUUAGGCCAAUUCUGCAAUUGCACUGUUUUCGCUGAUACUCCAUAGGUAACGGGUCAAAGUAUAUAUCAAUUAAUGACUGUAUUACUUUGGAAAAGCAUAUAUAAGCAGUGAAACAAUUUCAAACAAGUUCAAAGUUGGCACUCCCAAUGUAAAAUAUGCAAUAUUUUAUGAAUUGAUAUAACCUUAUAAUUAAUAAGGGUCAUAAUAAUGUGUUGAAUGAUAAAGAAUUGAAUGGAAAAUCUGUUAAAACUGAAUAUUGAAUUUAUAUCCUGAUAUCGUAUUAUAGCUGUAUAUGUAGAUCAAACAACAAAAUAAAUUGCACCCUAAAAAUGCCACCUAGAAAAAGGCAAGCAAAACAAGCUGUAGCUUCAUCUAGACCAAAAAGAGGUAAAAAGGAUGAUAAUUCCAAGAAGGAUGAUGCGAAUGACGAUGCAAAACAAUCUGCUGGUAAGGGAAAAAAGACUAAAAAUACUGCAACUGUUAAACCUGAUGUUAAGUUCAAAAAGGAAAAUACAAAAGUCAAACAAGAACCAGAUUCGAAAGCAUCUUCUUCAGAGGAAAAAGCAGAUAUAAAAAAGCUUACAUUUUCUGGGUCUGUUCCAGUAGAUGAACAUUGUGCAGAAUGUUCCUCUGGAUAUCAUGUUUAUAUUGAUCAAAAACAAAAUUGUAUAUACAAUGCAAUGUUGAACCAAACAAAUAUUGGUUUCAACAACAAUAAAUACUAUAUUUUACAAAUACUGAAGCAAGAUACUCAACCGCAAUAUGUGACAUGGUUUAGAUGGGGUAGAGUAGGAAAAAUUGCUGGCACAGCAAUUAAACGACAUGGAGGUGAUCUUUAUGCAGCCAAGAAUACAUUUAAGAAAAAAUUUCGUGACAAAACAGGGAAUAUAUGGAGUUCACCCUCUUUCAUAAAAAUACUAGGAAAAUAUGAUUUACUUGAAAUGGAUUAUGGGGAGGACACGAAAGAUGACAAAAAGAAAGUUGAUGAUGAGAAGAAAAAGAAACGAGAAGAAGUUGAAUCAAAAUUGGACAAGCGUCUUCAAGAAGUCAUUGAUCUUAUUUUUGAUGUAAAAGAAUUCGAAGCUUGUGUAAAAGAAUUAGAAUUUGAUGUCAAAAAAGCACCACUAGGAAAAUUAACAAGCAAGCAGAUAAAAGCAGGAUAUGAGACCUUGAAAAAAAUAGAAAAAUGCCAUCAAGAAAAUAAAUAUGGCCGUGAGUUAGCUGAUGCAUGCAGUGAAUUUUACACAAGAAUUCCUCACGACUUUGGCAUGAAAGUUCCACCUUUGAUCAGAACUCCUGCUCAGUUGAAAUUGAAGAUUCAACUACUAGAAGCUCUUAGUGACAUCCAAAUUGCAAUACAAAUGAUGGAUGAAGAUGAUGAUAAAACUGAUGAUGUUAACAUUAAAGAUCUUCAUUAUCAAUCUCUUGAUUGUAAGCUUGAACCCUUGGAUAAAACCCAUGAUGAAUAUAAAAUGGUAAAGACGUAUGUCAGUAAUUCACAUGGUUCUACUCAUAAUCAGUAUGCUCUUGAUCUAGAAAAUGUAUACAAGGUUGAGAGAGAGGGUGAGGAGCAGAGAUUCAAGAAAGACAUCGGGAAUAGAAUGCUACUGUGGCAUGGAUCUCGUUUGACUAAUUGGUGUGGAAUAUUAAAACAAGGUCUGAGAAUUGCUCCACCUGAAGCCCCUUCAACAGGAUAUAUGUUUGGCAAAGGAGUCUAUUUUGCAGACAUGAUUUCUAAAUCUGCAAAUUACUGCCAUGCAAACCACCGGCAACCAUCUGGUUUUCUACUUCUAUGCGAAGUCGCUCUUGGCAACACAAAUGACAAAACACAUGCAGACUACGAUGCAAACAAAUUACCGAAAGGAAAGCAUAGUACUAAAGGAUUGGGACGCGAAGAACCGGAUCCACAAGGCUAUCACACUAUGGAUUGUGGAACUCUCGCACCACUAGGAAAACCUAAAGCUGUUUCUGAUAAUACCAAUAGAUACCUGAUGUACAAUGAGUACAUUGUUUAUGAUGUUGCUCAAAUCAGAGCAAGAUAUCUUGUCAAAGCUAAAUUCAAGUACAAGAGCCAUUGGUAAUCACAAUUAUGAUAGUGGAAUGAUCAUGUAAGUCAAACAAAAUCUAUUAUGCUCAUUGCUCAGUCUAAACAUCCGACCCAUUAUAUUUUUUAUAAAAUUAUGCUAAGAGAAACUUAUUAGUAUGAUUUGAUUAUUGUUGGAAUCGAUUUUCAUGGUCAUCUGUAUUGAUUUUACUAUUAUCAUUAUUAGUUUACUUUACACUAGUGUAGUGUCUCACUUUAUUUCAUAUUUAUACUAUACUUGAUUGAACAGAAGUCUUGAUGAUAACUCCUAUGUGGCGUCCAACCACUGUUGCAUAAUUUUUUUAUACAAUAUGCAAUCUCAUUGUGUUAUGAUUUCUGCACACUUGGGAAGAUGCUGUUGGUAUCAAAUCUCAAAUGUAAUCCUCUAUUAAUUUAUGCAGCACAUAGAUCAGAGAACCAAGAAAAUAAAAAAGUAAAAAGUUAUUACUAUGUGUUUUCGCAGUCCCAAGAUAUAUAUACCAAAUUCUUCAAUGAAAGCAGUUCUAUAAUAAGUGAUUCUGUAUGAUUGUGAAUAGUAUAAUAUUCUCUAUUUUUAUAGUUGAAGUAGUAGUUCGUAGUGAUAAUAUUAUUACCUGAUCAUACAACCUGGUCAAUUGAACUUUAUAGAUGAGUUUUCUGUUAAUUGUGUUUGUGUCGAUUUUGCAACUCUAGUUGAAAUACACUUUUAUAUAAUGUGAUAAA